AGCUAUUGACAUUUCGUAAGUGAAUAAUUGGUCAUACAGUUUGUUGAUCGGUUAUCCGAAAAAUUUCAGUGAACAAGUUAGGUGAUAUUGAUUGGACUAUGAAAUUGAUUCACUUCAGAGUUAUAAAUAGCUGCUUCACUGAAUGAUCGACAUUAAUUCAUUUCUUUUUAGAAUUUGGCUGCAGCAACUGAAGAUGUAAAGGACUCACUAUCGAAUUUGGCUGAUGAUUUGGGAUGCAUUCUAAUUGACCAUUUACGACAAGUAGAUGCGAACUUCAACUUUAUGUCACCUGUCACUGCAACAUACGAUCUAGACACUCGAUUCAUGCUGAUGCUUGACAAGAAUAUGAUGCCUGAAUCUAACAAGGACGAUUCCAUACCUGUUAAGAAUGACUGGGUGAAGUUUGCCGCAACGGCCUCUGCAUACAUCUACAAAAAUGUUGGUGAAUCGGUUUCCAAACCCCUUCGAAAAUGGCUGGCGAAUGCUGCCAGUGCUGCGAUUCUCGCUGGACUACUUGCAGAAGUGCCUGAGUCAUGCGAUUCAGAUGAACGAACUACUUCUGAUGGAGAGGCAUCUGUCGAAAAUAUCUCCACACCUGACAGAGUAGUGGAGAAUCGUCAAGAUGGUGCCUGGUACUAUGGCUGUUGGACCGUUGACAAUCUUGCCAGAAGUUGUGAAAUGAUGGAUGUGAUCGAUGUUGAAAUGAUAGAUGCAUGUAUUCGAGUGAUGAUUGCUGCUGUUGUUAAUUAUUUUCAGGAAAACAGAUUCGCUCCGUGUGGGUUGUUGAGAGACAGUUAUGCAAGUGCGAUACUGAGAAGUGAUCUAAUGGAUAGGUAUGGGUUAACAGACGAACAUGAUAAAAUUGAAGCGAUGUGUAUUACUGGUUAUUGGGUCUCGAAACUGUAUGUGUUUCACAUGGCGACGAAGUAUCGUGAUUUGGAACACCCAAUCAGACCUAUAAAUAAUGUUGGUUUGGUGCGUCCUUUGAAACUCGAUAUCAGUCAGUGUUUCGAGGACUUGACAGCUAGGUUUAUCCGUACACGAAUCGCACAUCAGAUCGCCAGUCGAAUGGUGCGAUCUGUGUGUAUAGUGUUUUUCGAAGAUUUGAAUGAAUUGAUUGAGUUGCGGAAGCUGUACCGUCAAAUAUCCAGUGAUCCAUUUUAUUAUCACACUGACUGUGAGUAUUUGACGAAAUCUUCUCGGCCGUCAGUCAGUGACAAGAUGAGCAGUAUAUUUGGUCGAUUGGUCACCUAUUUGAGUGUUUUUGAGCCGAAUAGUGAACUGUUUGAUUAUCCGCAGUUGAAGAUGAGUGGCAGAACUCGAGAGCAACACUAUGUUGAUUAUAGUAAGAACUGGAAGAAGAUACUGGAGACGAUUUAUACAGAGUUGUAUAUGCCAAGUGGAAGUCAUUUAUUGGAUGUACUUAGAAGUAGAUGCAAGAUUGCAGAAAAUAAUCCACAAAAUGAAGAACUUUUGAGAGAAUGUUGGAAUGAAUAUGGUGUCAAUUUAGACGCUCAACAGAUGAUUUUACGGUACUUUAUACCUCCUACUUCCCCUUCCGUAGUUGUUGAUCAUAAACUUUCGGACUUUGAAUGGUUUGUACAUCAUUUAAAAAAAGCAUUUCAAUUUUAUCAAAGUCUUAUGUGUUUAAUACAAAUAGGAAUACAGAUUUUGUUUAUGUAUAGUUUGUGA
Messenger RNA from Schistosoma margrebowiei, 1692 nucleotides. NCBI's taxonomy places the organism in Eukaryota, Metazoa, Platyhelminthes, Trematoda, Strigeidida, Schistosomatidae. The record is from the annotation of a GenBank genome assembly.